Molecule: messenger RNA, 417 nt
Organism: Didymodactylos carnosus
Lineage: Eukaryota; Metazoa; Rotifera; Eurotatoria; Philodinida; Philodinidae
Source: the annotation of a GenBank genome assembly
AUGACGAAUAAUAAUCGUUUUUUUAACAACAUUGAUGAAGAUGAUAGAUGGUCGCCAAAAUUUGAUAAAUCCAAAGUAAAACUUAUGCAUGAUAUAACCGAACGUGAUAGACGUAUGAGAACUGAACGAGCACCAUUUCCAACUGACUUAAAUUAUCUAGAUGUCCCAGAAGGAUUUCGAUCUGAUGACGUUGAAGUAUCAUCACAUUUAUCCACUACUCAACCAUUAAAAACAAUAAUAGUAAAUUCAAAUGAAAAGUUUACUCCAAAGUCUUCACAACUAUCUGUGAUAAAAAUUUCUCGUCCACAAUCGACAGCACUAGUGAAAUCAAAACCGUCAGAUGUAAUAUCUGUUCAAACUCCAAUUGGUGGAACUAUACCCGAGAGUCUUUAUAAUGCUCCAUUAAGAGGUAUUUAG